Molecule: messenger RNA, 2839 nt
Organism: Pyrus x bretschneideri (Chinese white pear)
Lineage: Eukaryota; Viridiplantae; Streptophyta; Magnoliopsida; Rosales; Rosaceae
Product: serine/threonine protein phosphatase 2A 57 kDa regulatory subunit B' theta isoform-like
Exons: 3
Coding region: 772-2340 (522 amino acids)
Biological process (GO): signal transduction
Cellular component (GO): protein phosphatase type 2A complex
Molecular function (GO): protein phosphatase regulator activity
Source: RefSeq, a predicted model, not a curated record
AAUCCAUAGUGCUCUCCCUCCCUCCCUCCAAGUCCAAGUUAGACAGAGAGUUUUUGUUAGAGAGCUUUGGUUCCUCGACCUUUUCUCUUUUCCCAACUUUUACCUUCUUUCAACACUCUCUCUCAAAGGUUGGAUUUUAUAGGGACUGAAAUUGUUGAAUUUUCUGUUCUCCUGGUCACCUUUUCUUCUUCGUCUCUCUCUCUCUCUGUGACCCAAAAUUUAAUAGAAGAAAAGCUCCUUGCUUUCUUGCACUGCUUAGACUCCUGCUGAUUCUAUCGCACCCAGAUCGUGUCAGCUGCAGAGCUAACUGGGUUUAGCUGAUGAUUUGGUAAAUAUAUCUAUAUAUAUGUAGUCUUCAAGCUGUCCUUACCUGGAAGUAGAUUAAAGACGAGCUUUUCUUAAUUUGGGAAGUCGUUAUUGGACUUUGGCUUAAAUCAGUUUCUGCUUGUGGGUUACUGAAUUUGACCUUAGAAGGUGUCAAAUGUUUCUACUAUACUGUUAGAGAUGUAGAGAAAUUGAAGAUCACUAGAAGAGAAUGAUACAUGAAAACAUGGGAACUUGCUUGCUUUGAUUAUUUGCUCCUGGGAGUAGUUUAAUCUUCCUAUGGAAAUGGGUGUCUCUAUCUGGGUUUUCAAUUUCUUAUAGUGCCGAUUGUUGCUCAUUGAGUGUGUAUCUGGUUUGAUUCUUCUAUCUGAGGUAUCAAAUUUUCGGUUCAGUUCUGCUUUGAGGGUUUGACACGAUUUGUGGUUGGGGUCUUUUGUUUUUGAAGUCAUGAUCAAGAAUUUAAUUGGUAAGCUUCCUAGGAAGCCGUCUAAGUCAGCCGAGAAUCGUGAAUUUGGGGGUUCUUCUGCCCCUGCAUUGAAUGCUUCCUCUAUAGGUUCAAGAAGCGGUGAUGUAGGGAAUAGGCCAAUUAAUUCAAAUAGCGUACCUCUUUCGGGCCUUGAUUCUGAUUCAAAUUUAGGAUAUGGCCAUGGAAGUAAGCUCCCUCAACUUGUCAACUCAAGUCUGAAUUCUGUUACCACUUCUUAUGAAGCGUUUCCAGCGUUUAGAGAUGUACCAAACUCUGAGAAGCAUAACUUGUUUGUGAAGAAGCUGAACUUAUGUUGUGUGCUGUUUGACUUCACUGACCCAACGAAAAAUCUGAGAGAAAAAGACAUCAAGCGGCAGACGUUGCUAGAGCUUGUAGAUUAUGUUACUUCUGCAAAUGGAAAGUUCACUGAAAUCAUAGUGCAAGAAGUUGUAAAGGUCGUGACUGUGAAUUUGUUCAGGUCAUUCUCUCCACAGCCCCGUGAGAAUAAGGUUUUAGAAGGAUUUGAUGUGGAGGAGGAGGAGCCUUUGAUGGACCCUGCAUGGUCACACUUACAGAUUGUGUACGAACUUUUUCUGAGGUUUGUUGCAUCGCCCGAGACAGAUGCAAAGGUCGCUAAGAAGUACAUUGAUCAGUCUUUUGUUCUCAAAUUAUUGGAUCUCUUUGAUUCUGAGGAUCCUAGGGAAAGGGAGUACUUAAAAACAAUUCUGCAUCGUGUCUAUGGAAAGUUUAUGGUGCAUCGCCCAUUCAUUAGGAAGGCGAUCAACAAUAUAUUUUUCCGAUUUAUUUUUGAAACAGAAAAGCACAAUGGGAUUGCUGAGUUUUUAGAGGUUUUGGGCAGUAUAAUCAAUGGAUUUGCUCUUCCGCUUAAAGAAGAACACAAACUUUUCCUAGUUCAGGCUCUGAUCCCCCUUCACAAACCAAGAUGCUUACAAAUGUACCAUCAGCAGUUGUCCUACUGCAUUUCACAGUUUGUCGAGAAAGAUUGCAAGCUUGCAGAUACUGUUAUAAGAGGGCUGUUAAAGUACUGGCCAAUCACAAAUAGUUCAAAGGAAGUCAUGUUCCUAAGUGAGCUCGAGGAAACUUUAGAGGCAACUCAGCCAGCAGAAUUUCAAACAUGUAUGGUACCACUCUUCCGCCAAAUAUCUCGUUGCUUGAGCAGUUCACACUUUCAGGUGGCAGAGAGGGCCUUGUACUUGUGGAACAAUGACCACAUCGAGGACUUGAUCAGACAAAACCGUAAAGUCAUAUUGCCCAUUAUCUUUCCUGCUUUGGAGAAGAAUGGCCGCAACCACUGGAACCAAGUGGCACGGAGGUUGACAUUAAACAUCCGUAAAAUCUACUCUGACAUUGAUCCUGAGCUAUUUGAGGAGUGUUUGCUCAAAUUUCAAGAAGAUGAAGCAAAAGAGGAGGAGGUUAAAGCAAAACAUGCAGCCACCUGGAAGCACUUGGAAGAGAUUGCUGCUUCUAACGCUGUUAGCAGUGAAGCAGUUGUUAGCUGCUUGGACCCAACCCAGACAUCUCCAAGCUAAUGGUAGAGGGAUAUACUUAUGAAGUUAGAAGUUCUCAUAUUUCUGUUUUGUUGCUUUUUUGGAUCAUUGGGUGGGAGCAUUGCAUGCCCGUGUGCUAUGAAAGGUUGAACACUAAUUGAUAGUUGUCCAUAGCCUUGUCUGUUUUUCCCUCUAUUUUCAGCUCUUUUCACCCCUAACGUUUGGAGAAACGUUCCACAGCAUUGAAGUUCGUGAUUCUGGGAUUUUCACAGAUACCAUUUGCACGAAACAACAAAACAGGAGUUAGAAGCUGCAUUAUGUAUUCAGCACGGUGAACAUAGAGGUAUAGUUGAUAAGGGUUAACAUGAAAGAAGCUACAAAAUACAGGUAAUUUUAUUCACUUGGAGUUGAUUUAAUUGGUUUGAAGUACUUAACUACUUAGUCUCGUUUCUGUAUAUGUAUAAUAACUAUCCAUGGAUCUCAGAAAGAAUCUGUUUGCGUGUGCUUUUUUCUAAUAUAUUGAUAUAUCUGAUUGGCUUUA